Molecule: messenger RNA, 1084 nt
Organism: Myxocyprinus asiaticus (Chinese sucker)
Lineage: Eukaryota; Metazoa; Chordata; Actinopteri; Cypriniformes; Catostomidae
Product: rho-related GTP-binding protein RhoA-D-like
Exons: 5
Coding region: 161-742 (193 amino acids)
Biological process (GO): small GTPase-mediated signal transduction
Cellular component (GO): neuron projection
Molecular function (GO): GTPase activity; GTP binding
Source: RefSeq, a predicted model, not a curated record
GUUCUUUUUGGAAUCGAUUCCCAGCCCAUACCAACAGCCAGUGUCCGUCUACAGCGCUCCACUCCUGCACGGUCAGCCAAACACUUGAACAAACACACUGCGCCAACCAAAACGAAACCUUCUGCGCUGUCUCACUGAAACUUCACUUUGAUAAAGAGUGAUGGCAGCAAUCCGUAAGAAGCUGGUGAUUGUGGGAGAUGGAGCCUGUGGUAAAACCUGCCUGCUGAUUGUGUUCAGUAAAGACCAGUUUCCUGAGGUUUACGUGCCCACAGUGUUUGAAAACUACAUCGCUGACAUAGAGGUGGACGGCAAACAGGUGGAGUUGGCUCUAUGGGACACAGCUGGUCAGGAAGACUAUGAUCGGCUGAGGCCGUUGUCAUAUCCAGACACAGAUGUUAUUCUGAUGUGUUUUUCUAUAGACAGUCCAGAUAGUUUAGAGAAUAUUCCAGAGAAGUGGACACCAGAGGUGAAACAUUUCUGUCCAAAUGUUCCCAUCAUUCUGGUGGGAAAUAAAAAGGACCUGCGAAAUGAUGAACACACACGUAGGGAACUCAUCAAGAUGAAACAGGAACCUGUAAAACCAGAGGAGGGCCGUGAUAUGGCUAACAGGAUCAGUGCUUUUGGAUAUCUGGAGUGUUCGGCUAAAACUAAGGAGGGAGUGCGGGAGGUGUUUGAGAUGGCCACCAGGGCAGCGUUGCAGGUCCGCAAGCGCAAGAAGAGAAGCGGCUGCCUGCUCUUAUGAGCCACACACUGAUGCAAACACAUCUCCAUCUACUUUCAAACAAUUGAUACACAACCCCAGAAGAACCUUUAUCUAACCUUUGUCUGCCUCCUCAUGCCAUUCACUGCAUUUCAAAUGGUCGAGGCAUGGAUGAUCGAAAAAUAUUUAUAGAGAAACCAAAAUGUGUGUCAAUACCUCUCCAUCUUGACAUCUUUCUUGCUUUUUUCCUUUUCACCAGCAAACCUUCUUUUCUGGGAGAAAGACUGACUGAUUCAUUUUGUAUUUGUACAUAAAUCUCUGUUUCGCUCUGUACUCUGGUUUGCAGUUAUUCUAUGCCUCUAUAAAUGAUGUUCAAUGAUCUAA